CGAGGGGGAAGGCUGGCCGAGGGUUUCCUGUUGUAACGACGCGGUGGCUGUUGUCAGUGCCUGUGGUGUGGCUCACACUCUGCUGCGACCUGGACCUGCACGCAGUCCUGUGGAGCCCUCGCAGUGACCCUGAGGCGUGGUGGGGGGUCUUCUCUGGUCGACCCACGAAAUUAUGGAGAGAUGUCAGCCUUUGGAAAGCCCUUCCUGCAACCGCUGCUGCAGCUGAAGUGUUCUAUAAGCUAGGAAGGAUGUUUGUUCCAAGGUCGCUCAAAGUCAAGAAGCAUGCCAAUGAUGACAGCAGAGGUGGUGUAGCUAAGAAGGCGAAACCGGAAACAGAAGCCCCUCCUCUGGAGAGAGACGGAGAUGCCCCUUUGGAGGCCUUGGGUACUGGAGAAGCUGUGGCACCCACCCAGCCCAGCAGUGAGCCAUGCCCCAUGCCCAGUUUGGUUGGCCAGUCGGCCGAGGUAUGUUUGGAAGGACCACAUCCGGGUACAAAGGACAGCCACCCUGCAGAUGAGCCUGUGAAGUCAUUUUCCAAAACCCAGCGCUGGGCAGAACCUGGGGAGCCCGUGUGUGUGGUGUGUGGUCGGUAUGGAGAGUACAUCUGUGAUAAGACAGACGAAGACGUGUGCAGCCUAGAGUGUAAAGCGAAACACCUUCUCCGAGUGAAAGGCAUGGGGGAACCAGGAGAGGCAAGUGGUCCCCAUCAGGCAGGCCCUGAGCUCGCCUCGGCACCCCACACUGCCUAUGCCUACAGAGAGCACCCCUUCAUUGCCAGUCUCCACGAGGGCCAGGUGGCGAACCUGAAACAGCAGCUGGGCAUCGUCGUCCAUGGGCACAAGGUGCCCAGGCCCAUCAUCGAGUUCGAGCAUUGCGGUUUCCCUGAGGCCUUGAAUCACAACCUGAAGCGGGCAGGCUAUGAGGUGCCAACCCCCAUCCAGAUGCAGAUGAUGCCCGUGGGCCUGCUGGGCAGAGACAUUCUGGCCAGCGCGGACACGGGUUCUGGGAAAACGGCAGCCUUCCUGCUCCCCGUGAUCAUGCGUGCUCUGUGCGAGAGCACAUCUCCUUGUGCCCUCAUUCUCACGCCAACAAGAGAGUUAGCCAUUCAGAUUGAGAAACAAGCCAAAGAACUGAUGAACGGCCUGCCUCGCAUGAAGACCGUCCUGCUUGUGGGGGGCCUGCCCCUGCCCCCUCAGCUGUACCGCCUGCGACAGCAUGUUAAGGUUAUCAUAGCAACUCCUGGGCGACUUCUGGAUAUAAUAAAACAGAACUCUGUAGAACUCCAUGGUAUAAAAAUCGUAGUCAUAGAUGAAGCUGAUACCAUGUUAAAGAUGGGCUUUCAGCAACAAGUGCUUGACAUUUUGGAAAGCGUUCCUGGUGACUGUCAGACCAUUUUGGUUUCAGCCACAAUUCCAGCUAGCAUCGAGCAGCUUUCGAACCAGCUGCUGCAAGACCCUGUGAGAGUCACCGCUGGAGAGAAGAGCGUGCCCUGUGCCAGCGUGCGGCAGAUUGUCCUGUGGGUAGAAGACCCUGCCAAAAAGAGGAAGCUGUUUGAAGUCUUGAACGACAGAAAGCUCUUUAAGCCCCCGGUGCUGGUGUUUGUUGACUGCAAGCUUGGAGCAGAUCUGUUGAGCGAGGCCGUGCAGAAGAUCACUGGCCUCAAGAGUGUGUCCAUGCACUCAGAGAAGUCGCAGAUGGAGAGGAAGAACAUACUGCAGGGGCUGCUUGAAGGCAACUAUGACGUUGUGGUGAGCACGGGCGUCCUGGGACGAGGCCUGGACUUGGUUAGCGUGCGGCUGGUCGUCAACUUCGACAUGCCCUCGAGCAUGGAUGAGUACGUGCAUCAGGUUGGAAGAGUGGGAAGGUUAGGUCAACAGGGAACAGCCAUCACCUUCAUCAAUAACAAUUCAAAACGCCUCUUUUGGGACGUGGUAAAAAGAGUGAAGCCCACAGGAUCCCUUCUGCCGCCGCAGCUGCUGAACUCGCCCUACCUUCACGAGCAGAGGCGGAAGGAGCAGCAGCGAGAGAAGCAAACGCAGGGCGACCUGGUGACCGAGGCCAAUCUCAUGGCCAUCAUCCGGAAGCACGACAGGAGUAACGCACAGAAAUGACCGGGGAGGGAGACCUGCUGCUUGGGGUCUCCCAUUUGUGUGUUUGCUGGGACAUUGACUGCCCUUGGUUACUGUGUGUGGCUGGAGUAAAUGAGAAUGUACUUGAACCCAAAACCUUUAAGAUAUGAUUUUUUUAAAAAGAGAUUUUUACACAAUUUAUAUAGGAAUAUUAUGUAUUUCCUUUUUCCAGUACCAUAAACUAAAAAAAAAAAAAACACAAGUGGGGAAAUAGAAUAUUUUCUCAUCCGGACGAAGAUGUGUUAUGUUUUGCAUCAUUUGGUUUUUAUUUAUUUAUUUUUUGAACCUUA
Messenger RNA from Ochotona princeps (American pika), 2419 nucleotides. RefSeq names its product DEAD-box helicase 59 (gene DDX59). Gene Ontology annotation, molecular function: ATP binding; RNA helicase activity; nucleic acid binding. Bases 249 to 2111 code for a protein of 620 amino acids. Lineage: Eukaryota; Metazoa; Chordata; Mammalia; Lagomorpha; Ochotonidae. The record is from RefSeq and is a predicted model, not a curated record. The transcript has 9 exons.